This is a messenger RNA of Cinara cedri, 6765 nucleotides long. Lineage: Eukaryota; Metazoa; Arthropoda; Insecta; Hemiptera; Aphididae. The record is from the annotation of a GenBank genome assembly.
AUUUGCGGCGGGUAUUAUAAUAGUAUUAGAAAAUAUCAGUUGCAGUCCUGGAGAAAUCGAACUCGACUAUAUUAUUGUUUAUAUGUAUAUUGUAUAGUUUAACAUCGAGUAAUAAUUUGUUUUUAAAAUGUCAUUAUCGUUCGGUAGAAUUUUAUUCGUCCUCGCUAGUCUGGUGAACCUGUACGGUAAGUAUUCAUUUAAGUAUUAAUACAUUAUUAUUAUUAUUAUUAUUAUCAUCGUUGAUAUUUUUAUUUCCAUAAAAUAUCAUAAUUUUCAGGCGUUAAUCAAAUUCUGUUUUGUUCGAAACAUAAUUUUUUUUUCUCAACAACAUUUUCGGUAUAAAUGUGUAAAUGGUUAUACUUAUGUAGUUAUACAGAUUGUUAUACCUAUUCAUUAUUAUUGUUAUUUUUAAAAUGUUUUUUUUUUUUUUUUUUUAAUUGAAGACCCGGGUGAACACGGGUUCAAUGACAAUUUUGGUCAAAACGUAUACGAUAUAAUAACGAAAAGAAAUGUCACGCGUGAUAACUGGCGGCAGCAACUAUACGUUAAAUACAGAGAUAUUAUACGGAUAUGUAUGGUUUUUUUUUUUUUUUUUUUUGAUGGGGGCGGGGGCUAUAAAAAAAUUUUUCUAAAAAUAAUAUUUUGUUUCUUCUGAACAAUUUUAUAGACUGGAUAUGUCUUGUUGUCGCCUCCACGCUCCGGGGUUUCAAUUUCAAUAUUUUGAUUAAUCACUCAUCUAUUGAUAAAAACAUAAAAACAUUUUGUAUCAUUAGUUUUCUUUCGCAGGAUCGUCUAAAAUUAACACUAUCCAGGAUUUAGUUGCCGGAACAAAAUUGGUUGAGGAAUUCAACCAUAACCUAAUAUCAAGUACCAUUUCGGUGUACAUAAAAAAAACGGUACGCUUUUGGAUGUAUUCGAGGUAAGCCACGAGUAAAAAUCAUACACAGUUAUCAAUGCGUAUUAUAAAAAUCUUCAAAUGCGGCUAGGUGUUUUAUAUCAUAAUGUUGAAAUAAUCAUAAUUUUAAAUUAACGAUAAUCCCUGAUUAUCGUUUACAGAAUAAGUUUUUAUUUUAAUAAUAAUUAUUUUUAUUAAUAAAAUAUCGAUUACAAUUCUGGGGCUUGGGUUAAAAAGGGCCGAUCUCACUUUCAAUCGAUUUUUGGAAAUUUAGAAUAAAUCACAUUUUUGAUCCAUUUUGAUACUGUAAUAGUAAUUUGUUUAACGAAAUUGGUCUUCUCGAAUCUCACAAUGAAGAUUAUUGAGAUAUAUCUUUUUACCACUAAAAAAAGCAUAUUAUUAUACAAUUUUAUAUGAUUGGCCAUAUAACUAAUUUUCACCAAAAAGUGACAUUGGCCCUUUUUGACUCAAAAAAAUAUGCAUAGUGUGUUUUCCGUGGGGGUACUUUCAAGUUAACAAUCGAGUAUUGAGUAUAGUUAUCAUAGUAAAGAAUAUAUUCUGAAUUGUAUAAUAUACUAUUUACUUUUUUGAUUCUACAAAGCGUUAAUAAUCUGUACUUAAUAAUAAUUAAAAAUUAUCCGUAAUAAGGCCUAGACGCCUAUUUAAUCCGACUCUUAGUGGUUAUUACUACUGAUAUUAUAUUAUUACUUACUAGCUGUCCCGGACAGUUGAAUGGAAAAAAAAAUUAAAAAUAUAAAAACGUGUGUCUACGUGUUUCCCCGCGACUCCACGUUUCCACCCCGUACUCAUUACAGUUAACCGCUUUUGCUCAAUAAUUUAUUAAUUUUUUUAGAGGGUAUUUUUAUUGCUCGUGACAACUAAAUUAACUAAUAAUAACUGAUAUUUUUUCCAUUCAUGUCGUAAAAGUAACCCACAAAUCAAUUAAAAUAAUUAGAUUUUCGUUCCCAAGAUAUUAAAAAGCCCCGUAUAAACCGGACUUAAGGGGCUGAAUUUCGGGACCAAAAAGUAUCCUAUGUAUUAAUCCUGAACAUGUUCUAUUUGUAUGCUAAUUUUUAACCAAAUUUGUUCAGCUGUUUUAAAGUGACUAAUUCACAAACAUCUAUACUUUUGCAUUUAUAAUAUUAUUGCAGUAGAAUAAGCCGGAUUAUUAUUUGAUUGCCAACCAUUUAAUAUAUUACAAAAGAGACUAAUACGCACCUAUUUUCUUUGAUAUUAAACCAUCUCAAAAAAUGAUAAAUUCGGUGUGCAGUAGCCUGAGAGCGACCGAGGCAGUGGCCUUAGGGUGUACAAUUUGGUUAACAGUAUACAGAGGUGGCCAAAAGUCGCGCAACAAAUUUGCAACACAGUUUUUAUAAAACUGUUGUUUUUUAUGUUAAAUAUGUUGUUUUUUUAUAAACCUUGCUGUUGUUGUACGUAAACAAGAUAACGAGACCAAAGUUGCAAUAUGACGUAACGGAAACGACGUGGAGGGAGAAACUGCGCCGUAACGCGCGUUUCAUACAAGACGGUAGGCGUUGCGCGACUUUUGAUCACCUCUGUAUUAUGCGUGAUUGGGACGUUGGUGAUUGUUAAGUAUCUGGUAGAGAAAUUUUGGCGAAAUUGGAUCAAUAAAAUUGUGCAUGUAAACCAGGCCAAAUAGCUACAUAGAUACAUAAUAUUGUUCACGCUAAUUUAAUUGAUUUCGAUUUAUGUGGCACUUGUAUGAUAGUGGUACGUGCAAAUGUGUUAGAUAUAAAUAAAAAGUAAAAAUAUUUAGCUAUGUGUGGUGUAAAUGUAAAUUUAUUUAAUUUAAAAUUAAAACCAAAUUUUCAAUGCGAGACAGGUGUGGUUUGCUUCAGGGCGCUUUGAUGUGAUCGAUUUUUUUUAAUGGAGUCGACCCACCUGACCCAAUUAGAAGUUUUUUUCAUGCAUGUUCUUCCAUCGAUUCUUACAAACAUCAACUGUACUGAAAACAAUAAAUAUCACAUUUUAUAUAGUUAAUAAUUAAAAUUUAUAUUUUCAUACUUGAUCUUCCGAUUUCUGCGGCGAUAUUUUUCCAAAAAAUAUUAUUUUUGAAAAUAAUGUUUUAUACCGUUUAUGGUCACUGACUACCCUAUUAUUUAAACCAGUUAAAUUAUCAAUAAUUCUCUUUAGAAAAAUUUCAAUUUAAGUGCAUGAUGAAUCUGGGCGUCUAAACUCGACAUGAAGCGAAUUGAAGUUGAUCGGAGAGUUUAUUUUCCGAGGAUAAUAUUAUUACACUACUUUAAGUAGUGUUCUCGUAUUUUUAUCGGUUAUUUAAGGUUUUUAAAUUUUUAUACUUAACUCGAGAUUCAAGCGCUACCAUAUCUAGUAGUAUAAAAGUAUAAAUACUGUUAAAAUAAGUGUCUGUAAGAAACAAAAAAAAAACAUAAAAAUAAGCGGUUUAAGUGUUUUGAAGUAAUCUACUAUGUUAUGCGAUAAUGUGUUAACAAAUUGCGAAACACGACAUAAUUAAAUUAAAUAAAAUUACUGCUUAAACGACGAUUACUUCCCGUAAUCUGAAACGUAGGAAAAUUGUUUUUGCAUAAUAGAUAUAAUUAAAAUUAACUAUUCGUUUCUUUGAUACGUUUUAUCAUACCUAAAUUUACCUAAUAAACCUCGGAGUUGGCCCACUAGGUAGAUACGGAAUUAACGAGAUAAUGAGUUGCGCCCAUGUUUUUUACUCUUUAAAUUCACUACGGGUACCUACUUAAAAUGCUAAUGAACUACAGAACACGGAUAACAUAAUUUAAUUUUAUGGUUUACACGGGGUAAUAAUAAUACCAAUGCGACAUAUUGUUAUUCACAGCAAAAUACCCGACGAGCGUCUUAAGAUGACGCCUGAAGAUGUGGUUUGGUCAAAAUCGUAUUUCGACGGGAAUCAAACGACAAAAAUCUUAAUACACGGUUGGUUGGGUAACGCCAAAGAUCAAAACAGUGUUUGUACGAGUUUAAAAAACGGUGGGUUUAUCAGCUGAACGUUUACUACGUAUUCGUUUUGUGACUAAUGUUUCAGAUAUUUAUUUGAAAAAAAAAAACAAAAACAAAAACAAACAAUUCCCAUCACUCGAAUCUUUUUAGUUUCACAAUUCGCAAAGAAGUAGGUAUAUUUUGUUUUUGACGUGGUUCAAAUACAUUCCUCUGAAAAAUAAAUAAAAACACAUUUCGUAAUCGUUGAAUUCGAGUAUAGGCUAAGGAAUUCUACGUUGACAAAUAUACGAUGUUAUCGAUUUACAUUGAACCGAAACUGUUUAAAAAAUUAAAAUAUCAAACAGCAUCGGGGAACGUUUAAAAUGUUAAAUUAUUGAAUUUAGAUUUCAAAAGAUCAUAGAAACAAUUUUAUACCCAGAUAACUCUUCUAAACCACUAAAUUUAUAUUUUAUAACAUUUUUUUAAUAUACUUACAUAAACUAUUAAACUUUAUGAUUUGUUAAGUUUAUAUUUGUUUAUUAAUUCUCCUUAUUUAUUAAUGUUUAUUAAUUCUCAACUAUUUCACUUGUUUCAUUGCCACAAUGAAAUCUUGAAAAUCUUACGGCCACAUUACAUGUUAAAUUCUAGUAGUUUUUCAAUUGUAUUUAGUUUUACGCUUGUAAAAUGUCACACUCCAUACUUAUUUAUUUAAGAUUUUCUUAAUAUUUUGAAUCCAUCGGCGUUCGUGAUUAUUAUUAUUUAAUUAUUUAUAUUAUUAUUUAAAAAAAAUGUAUUACUCUUGUGAAAUCUUUAUUAUUUUUAACUUGCUUCUACUACAAGUCGUACCUUUACUGCUAAGAUAGCGAGCCAAGUAGCAUAGUAUGGAAAUAGCAAACAAAUAAAAAGAGUAUCGAAGACAAAAUAGAAUAACAUAUGAAUCUAAAAAUUUUUUUAUUUCAAAUGACGGGAAUGUUAAUUUAUUUAAUACUAAUAGUUGGCGAUGCAUUAGGCAUUUUGAUUAGAUGGCGGUGGUUUUUUUUUUCUAGAAUAUUUCAAGCUGGACGAUUAUUACAACGUUAUUUGCGUGGACUGGAGUUUGGUUACAUUGGACACGACGUAUUUAGCCGCCAGAUUACGGUGCAAGGAAAUCGGAAACUACGUAGCUAAACUGAUUGCGGCGUUGCUCGAUAAUACAAAUCUGAAACUGGACAGAGUUCACGUUAUCGGUUUUAGCAUGGGCGCCCAUAUCGCCGGUUAUGCCGGCAAACAGUUCAUGGGACGAAUACCAAGGAUUACCGGUAUGCGUACUAUGGUAGACCCUAUCCGAAUUCAGCUCAAGUCGAAACGUAACCGACUCGAUUUUAAGAGUAUUGAAAAAUAUAACCAAAUUUUUUGUCCAAAUCUGUUAUUUUUCCGAGGCACUUUGUGUAACCUAAUAAGUGAACCUAUUACAACACUACUUAGUUGAUAAAAAGUCAUGGAAGUCACUGUAGGUUUAGAUAUAGCAGAGGGGAGGGAAAAUGGAAAACUUUACCUACCUGUCGGUCUGAACCGACACAUAUUUGUGACUAUAAUACUAUUUGACGAGCAUUUGGUUUCGACUAAACAUUUUUAAAUACUAUCCGUGUAAUGAUGUCAGAUUUUUGUAUUUAUUCCGCUUAUUCCUAAUUAGCAGUUUUCUUAACUACAUUUACUUAAAUACCGUUCUCGAUAUUUUUUUUUAUCGGCCACUCAUCAUGUAUCGUUCAAUUUACUUACAUGUAUUUUAUUAUAGGUCUAGAUCCGGCCAAACCUUUGUUCUUCAUGAAACGGCCACGGGAUAGGCUCAGUAAAGGCGACGCGCAAUUCGUGGACGUUUUGCACACGACGGUUCGGAUAUUGGGACAGCAUCAGCCGUUGGGCGACGUUGAUUUCUAUCCGAACGAGGGAAACUUAACACAACCAGGCUGUAGAAAAGAUUCUGGUAGACGGAAUUAUAUUUAUACCUAUAAUUUAGUUAUGGGAGACGUCUGUAGUCAUUUUAUGGCGUAUAAAUUUUACGCCCGGUCCAUUAGUAACAGAAAGGACUUCGUGGCGGUAAAAUGUGACGGAUGGAAACAAUUCGUGCACUCCGAUUGCGACAAAAAGUUUACGUACAUGGGAGAGUAUGUGAAUUCGAGCAGGUAAGCAUUUUGAAGAGUCAUUGUAUUAUAAUAAGUGUGGUCGAACGUAUUUACUUAUUUUCUUUGUUAUAUAUAUAACUUUUUUUUUCAAGUAUUACAGGUAAAUAUUAUUUAUCAGUUCUUUAUUCUGACAACGGUACAGUAUGAAUUUUGAGUGGAGCGUCAAACGACUCAAGUACAAAUAUAUGAUUGUAUUUUUUAUUCCUAAUACAUACAAAUGUAUGUUUACAUUUAAUUACUACGCAAUGUUCAUAUUUAGUAAAAUAAUAUUCUGUUACGAUUUGUUAACAAUAAACUAUUAUUUAAAAUGAGUUUCUAAUCUAUUGAAUUUAAAUUGUUAACACUUACUAUAAUAUUAUAACGCAGUGGUUCCAGUGGCUUACAGAACUUUUAAUGCUCGUGGCAACAAAUUAUAUUAAGGUUCUAAAGGCCGAACCGAUAAGCGAAAAAAAAAGGUCAUUCAAAAAGACUAUCAGCUGACACCAAUAUUGCCUUGGGCUCCCUGGUCUAGGCCACUGCUAGGAACCUCAUCAGUUGUGGGCCUGUGGCGUUUGUCCACGUUGCACACUCGGUAUUUACGCCAACUGAGUGGAUCCCAACAUAUGGUAUGUAAAGCGCCGGUGGUUCGCGAGACAUUGUGUGGUAAUCGUACAAAAUUGAAAAAAGUAUUUGACGUAAAUCAAUAGGGGUUGUUGGAGUUUAUUACGUCGUUUAUUAUUUUUUAAAUUUAUCGUACAUGAUAUUAUUUAUGUUAUUAUUACUCGUUGAAUACAAAAAAGU